AUGAAACAACUCCAAAACGAAGAUAAUAAGCGUAAUUCUAAACAGAUUAUAAAUAGCAAUAAUCUUGAUAAUGAACUCCGAUCUAUCCCAUUCAAACGAUAUACAUACCUGAUCAAAUCGGAAACUGAAUACGAAUCCAUCAAACCAUUCUCCUCUAGAUCUCCUCAUCUAACCAGAAAUAUGCAGAGUCAAAUCGUAUGCAGUGGUUGUAGAAGCAUUUUGCUUUACCCUAGAGGAGCUUCUAAUGUGUGCUGUGCCCUGUGUAAUGCCGUUACCUCGGUUCCUCCUCCUGGGAUAGAAAUGGAUCAACUUAUUUGUGGAGGUUGUCGAACAUUGCUAAUGUACACACGUGGUGCUACAAGUGUGAGAUGUUCCUGUUGUCAUACUGUUAAUCUUGCACCAGUUUCUAAUCAGCUUGCUCAAGUAAAUUGUGGCAAUUGUAGAACAACAUUAAUGUAUCCAUUUGGUGCUCCAUCUGUUAAAUGUGCAGUUUGUCACUACAUUACAAAUGUCAAUAUGAGCAAUGGAAGGGUUCCUGUUCCUGUUCCUAUGAGACCUAAUGGAACUACAACAUCAGGAUCAAUGACACCUGUUUCAACAGCAACACCUCACUCUCAUAAUCAAACUGUAGUAGUUGAAAAUCCGAUGUCUGUUGAUGAGAGUGGAAAAUUGAAUGCUGACCUAAUCCUGGGAGUGAUUUGA
Molecule: messenger RNA, 702 nt
Organism: Lactuca saligna
Lineage: Eukaryota; Viridiplantae; Streptophyta; Magnoliopsida; Asterales; Asteraceae
Source: the annotation of a GenBank genome assembly